AGGCUGACUCACGACGACGACGUGACAGAGCUCUGACCUGCCAUAGACUCUUCAAGGAAGGAUGUGCAAAUGUCCUGGCAAGGUUGCAGUCAAGUCAUUUAGCUGUAAAGACAACAUCCUGUUGCGUCAAGAAAGGUGUCUGAACUUUGCCCAUGUAAUCAAGAUGGUCGGAUUGGGGACAUCCCCAUCCAGAACUGUCCAGAGAUAAAUUUAGCCUGUCCCUUUGCCUUGGAUUCCCUGCAUCUAUGUCUUCCCCCUCUCUGGUUCUAAAUCAUUUGCCAGCAAUGAACACUUUGUAUAGGGGCUGAGCUUAGACAUAAUCACAACACUGGCUGGUUGAAACUAAUACACUGCACACACAGUGGAAACACAAAUAUACACCUCAUCUGAUAAAAAUGUGGAAGGAUUUAUUAGUGAAACUUUCAUUACCAAGACUGCGUAACACUCGUACGAUCUUUUGGCAUAUAGCUUCAAAACCACAAAAUAAACAGAUUAUGUCAGAUGCCCUCAUGUCCACGAUAUGUCUUCUGGCUUAUUCGUUGAUAUUUUCCUGCUUAGUUUAUAGGUUAUGUUGUCUGUAUGCCUAACUGUAACCUUUAUAUCUGUUGCUAAAUUUGUCUCCUGGCACAAGUUACGUUCCAGCAAUGUGCUUGAACUGAUGGCUCUAUUCUAAGUAUAGGCUCAGUUUCCGACCCAUAAUCAGGUGUUAUGUCAAAUUGCUUAUCAGCAUUCUUCAAAAAGAGAAAUGUCACUUGCCUGACAGAAUAAGUAUUAUUUUGGGUCUACAUAUUACCCAACUUGAGGUGUUUAAUGAGCAGCAUAUUUUAUAUAAGCAUAUUUAUAAUGAAAUAUAUGCUAUUAUCAGUUUAUAAGGUACACCUAACUUAUACCUACAUUCGUUUAUCAUGUGCACCUUCCCUAUAAUUGAAUGUUGUAAGAGUUCACUUACUGGCUGUUGCUCAACUGUUACUACACAAUUCCAAGGAGCAGGACCACCAUUAGGACCAUCUCCGACUAGAUAUUAUUUGUGUGCUGGAACAUCCAUAGCACAGCACUGACACUGACACGGACAUGAAAGUAUCUUUGUGGUUGUGGGUGUGGAUGUUUCUUGCAUCUUACCUUUUAGAAUUUGUUCCCAAUAACACACAACACAAUACAAGGCAACAAGCAAAGAGUUGUUAUAGCAUGUGCACUUGAUUGUAGCCAGUCUUUUUUUUAAUGGAUAUGUAUGCGAAUAACGUUAGUGUUGAAUCAGACUAAACACCGUAAGGCCCACUGUAGACACAGCGUUGUGAUGCAGUCAGUUUAUUUUAUAGCAUAUAAUACUCUGACUCUGUUAGAGAUCCUGUGAAUCAUUAAUUUUUUCUGGCUGUGCUACUGAAUGUGACUGUACAGUUGUGCAAGUGUUCAUUAAAAGGGUAGAACAUGUGAUGUGCAAACACUGUGUAUAUCAGAGAUAUUUAAUUUAUCAUAUGUUUCAAUAAUUGGAGUAGUUUGCUAAUAAUUAUGAUGGUGUUUAUGAAAAAAAUGUUGAUGAGAGCAUUGUGUUACCAGGCUGUCUCUGUGUCUGGAUUUGAAUAUUCAUAAAAAAAAAUGCAACAUGAUACACUUUUACUGAGUUCACUUUGCUCUUGAAAGACUGCUUUAAGUGCAGAUUUCAUUUUAGUGGAAAAUAGUUUCUUGGACAAAACUUCAGGCCCCUCUUGGGGAAAACAAAACCUUUUGCACAACUUUACAGGAAGUAAAACUAAACUUCAAAGGAAAUCAUUAAUUAACAGCUUCAUUGCAGUUACAGUUACAGAGUGUUAUAAAAGUUUACAAAGUUUUACUUCCUCUUCUAAGUUAUUUUGUUAUGUAGAUGUAGCUGCUUACUGUUGCUUCUGUUUGAAGGAGUCGGCGCAUGCGCACAACGCCCAGUGUGUUUCCGUUCCACAGCGCAACAAUGUGGGCGGGGCUCGGUUUCCAUAGUGACGCGUCCCCCUUCUAAACACUCUGCCUGACCUAUCAGUUCACCUUCAUUUUUCCCUGGUGUAAAUCUGAACAUUUCAAAAUCAUUUUGAUAUUUCUGAAAGUUUAAAGUACAGACUAGUGGCUGCUUGGGCAAAACUUUGUGCAUCUUCGUCUUAUUUUUUAAAAGUCGGCAGUUUUUUUUGAGUUAUGUUUAGUUUCCUGGGCUGAAGCAUAAAUAAUGAGGUGACAUCCUGAACCUAAAUCUGUAAAGACUGUGUUACCAUGGCAACUUUAACAGGGAAAAUUCAAUCAUCCCGGAGAGGAGAUCCUCAAACCACCCCUGCUUCUGCCUCUGCAGGGAGAGAAGGGAAGAAGAAGAGAAAAAACAAAGAGAAAAAAGAGAAAGAGAAAAACAAACCCACUUGUGAGCAAAAGAAAAGAGGACAUCCAAGCACUCCUUCCCAUUCUGAUGACUCAGAGAAACCCCAGACGCAGCAGUCAACCAACACGGAGAAGAGCAGUGACCUGAACCACGCCAAAGGCCGUGACAAAGAGAGGAGUGCAAGGAAAUGCCGUAAAGGCAAAACCACACAGACUGCAGAGGAGGAAACUCCAGCUCCAGAUAAGGAGGAUAAAAUAGAAGUAAACAGCCAAACACAGGAGAGCCUGAGGUGGGAAGGGGUUCUGGAUGAUCCGGUAGCUGAAGCAGAGCGGCUGGAGGUCUACAAAGCUAACCGGCGCAAACGUUACAUGGCAUUCAAACAGACACUAUUAGAAAAUGCCAAGGUGGCGCUAGGUUCUGAGUCAGAUGUGAAUAAACUGGGUAGAAAAUGCAAAGCUGGUUCAGCAACCAUUAUGUAGAAAUCAGUGUUGGUUUCAUUUGUUAUGUGUUCUUAAUUUUUUCCAAUUUAGCAGCACAUCAAUAUAGAAUAUAUUCUCUCCUUUUGAUAUAACAUCAAUAUACUGUAUUCACUGCUUCAAACUGCCUGCCAUUUAGCUUUGCCAAGCUCCCAGAGCCAUUCUAAAGAAAAAUGUUAAGCAUAAGAGAGAGAGAGAGAAGUUGAACAAAAUGCUUUCUUCUUAUUAUUCAAAAUUAGAAUGCACCCAAAAAGCAGGCAGACUGCAACGUUCUCAGGGACCUACGACCACAGCAAUCACAUGACAUAGUUUAGACUCUAAAUACAUUUACGUCCAGUGACCAGGAGCCAAGGGAACAAAAUUGGCCAUGCUGUCUGGGUGGGAGGGACGGCAUAUUCUCUCUCCCCUGUCAAUCACAGCGACAUUAGCCAGUCAUGGGCAUCUGUGAGCUCAUAUAUGUGGAAGAGGGCAGAUAGUGCUUUACUCCAGGUGUUUUACACCGCCCUGUGACACGACAUGAGCAGCAGUGCAACUUGCUAGCUUCACAUACCUCCGAGAAACCCUUCACCCUCCUUGGUUAGUAGAUGUUAUAUGACAGAGCUGGCUGCUGGUUGGAAUUUGCCAAAGUGGGGAGAAAAAUGGAGAAAAGCCACAUUUACACACUUGGAAAAACACGUCUACAUCUGUUGGUCCAUGUCUCUCCUGGAAGAUCCACUCCAGAGUUCUUUUCCCUUUGAGAAAUGCAGUACAAUUUUAUAUACAUUGUUGAAAAUGCACCUCAAAUAAACCUAGUACUACAUUACACAAAGCAUCAGAAUUUUUUUUUUACAUACUUUGUGUCAAAUUUUCCCAUCUUAUCUCUUAAAGCACGACUGCACUCAAAAAUGCAGUUUUUAAAUGCUUACUUUCUCUGUCCA
Molecule: messenger RNA, 3725 nt
Organism: Pangasianodon hypophthalmus (striped catfish)
Lineage: Eukaryota; Metazoa; Chordata; Actinopteri; Siluriformes; Pangasiidae
Gene: c15h17orf97
Product: chromosome 15 C17orf97 homolog
Exons: 3
Coding region: 2233-2811 (192 amino acids)
Biological process (GO): protein arginylation
Source: RefSeq, a predicted model, not a curated record